Messenger RNA from Owenia fusiformis, 1016 nucleotides. The record is from the annotation of a GenBank genome assembly. Lineage: Eukaryota; Metazoa; Annelida; Polychaeta; Sabellida; Oweniidae.
AGAUAAGCACAUGGACUAGUGGGCGGAGCCUGUAUUGGAAGAAAUCUAAUCUGUAACACGCUGCGUUCUCGUAUUUCUCGUUAAUCACACUUCCCUGCUGCAAAUCUCACAUUCUGCAUCAACAAUGGCAAAGCUACAAGGGAAAUGGAGGCUGGACUCUAGUGAUAACUUUGAUGAAUACAUGAAAGCUGUUGGAGUUGGCAUGGUGAUGCGAAAACUAGGCGGAGCAACAAAACCCAAUCAGGAAAUCUCACAAGAUGGAGACGAGUGGUCGAUCAAGACACUUAGCACAGUCAAGAACACAGAAGUAAAAUUUAAACUUGGAGAGGCGUUUGAUGAAACUACUGCGGACGGUAGAAAAGUAAAGACAACUAUCACAGCUGAAGGGGACACUAAACUCGUACAAGAUCAGAAGGGAGACCCAGAUUCCGUCCUAACUAGAGAACUAACAGACGAUUCCACCAUGACCAUGAGUUGUGUUGCCAAAGGCGUCACCGCAACCAGGGUCUACAAACGGGAAUAGAUGAAAUUCCAACAGUUUGUGAACAGUUGACAGUGGACAUAAGCUCAAAAAAAGCUUGACAAUCACAUUACCAAAUCACAUCAUUUCAUUACAAAUUUUAGAAAAAAAAACAUAAAACAUAUCUGUGCAAUAAUUGCACCUGCAUUGAUUUUUUGGAUGUAAAAAUAUCGUAUAAGACAUAUGGUAUGAGAGGAAAAUCACAUUUGAGCUUUAUUUGAAAAAUAAAAAAUAUUGCACUUAUGUAAAAUAUGAUUUACUCGAAUUUAAAGAUGGCGCGAUGAUCAAAACCAAAUCAAGCGCCCUUGAAUGUUAUAUGUAGUGUAUUUUUAGUGAAUUUAUCACGAAGUCGAUUUAUUAUGACAUUGACAAGUCAGUCAUAACUUCUAGUCCACUUAAAAUAAUGUACAAUUUGUAAUUUACUGAAAUGUAUAUGACAAGACAACUAUAUAUUUGCAAUAAAUAUUGAUAUAAACUUAAAAAAGUCGAGAAACAA